AUGCCAGAAACCAAGACUUCUAACAGCCUCCUGCGCAAUAACAUCAAUUUUCCAACAUUCAGCGACCUUCCGCAUGAGUAUCAUGUUGACCCCACCUACUACGUCGAGGGCCCAUACAGAAUUGUACCCAGACAACACUGGUGCUUCCUUGGCGAGAUCGUCGGCUCCUACGGUCUCUUCCGAGUCUUAUUACGCGUAAAGGAUAAAGGUGGUCAAGUCGUCACCAUCGGCCUAUACACUGAUGACCGCGGACACACGCUCACUCCGCAAAUCAAGCAAGGUCACACAGUUGCUGUACUGUAUGGCGAACAGCAUGGCUUCUUAGACAUGACCGUCGGCAUACGCGUCGAAGAACCCUCCAUUAUCAAAAUCAUACCAUGUUCGCUUGAGCAGCUGCUGAAGGCCAGCGAUGAUGCUUGCCAGAAGCAAGCCUGGGUGGACGGUCACAAGGCUGACUGCAAGGCACUUGUUUGGGUACAGUGGUUCGCGGCAAGAAACUGGGGAGUGUUUAAUGGAUAUUUUAAUUUCUGA
Messenger RNA from Suillus plorans, 531 nucleotides. RefSeq lists its product as uncharacterized. The transcript has 2 exons. The coding region runs from base 1 to 531 and encodes 176 amino acids. The record is from RefSeq and is a predicted model, not a curated record. NCBI's taxonomy places the organism in Eukaryota, Fungi, Basidiomycota, Agaricomycetes, Boletales, Suillaceae.